AUGUCUGGCCACAACCGCAGAAACUUGAGCAUCAAUGUCGCUCAAAGCCUCGUUCCGCAGACGGGUGCACCUCCCAUCUUCACGCCUGGACCGCUCACCGCUGCCAUGCCCGUCCACGGCCACCAAUCUCGGCCGUCUAUGUCCCAUGCACUUCCUUAUCCUCUCAGUCUCGCUAUGAACAAUCCUAUGAAUACUAUGCAAACCCCUGUCCAAGCCCAGUUCUUCCAGCCCGUCCCCGGCUUCAUCCCCGGUCACAACGUUGGCCAGCGAGGAAGUAUCGCCGGUCCCAUAUUCCCAAUCCCGCCAGCUAUUGGCCAGACUCCGCUUACACCAGGUUUUCCUGUAGGCAUUCAGCCUCCGCCGCACAUGGUCCCACCAACCCAGCCCACGGCUGGUGGUCAUGGACGGACGGGCUCCAUGUCCCUCCCUGUAAACCGAAAUCGUCGCCAGCCGAGCAUCAGCACCGGUGGUCCUCCAAAGGCCACGCUCGGAGGUCCAAUGAACAAACAUGUCGCCGCGCCCCUGACCAACCCCGCAUCGUCCGCCGCCGUGCUCGAAAAGACGCUCAAGGGCAAGAAACUCGUCGUAAAAGUCCCCAAAGAGACUCCAACCGACAAUGGCGUUGUGCCGGACUUUGCCAGGCAUCCCGUGCCCACCUCCGACCUAGCUCCUUUCGAGGAUCCACAGUCCAUCGACAUCCAGACCGCGGUCAUCCACCCAGAAGAGCGGCUCAGAGGUGAUUUUCCAAAGACCGUCGAUGUCUUUCUUCCUGGAAAGGGCUCCUGGGACGAGCUCAAACGCAAGAUGAUCGACGAAAAGCUCUCAAAGCUUGGCGUCGAAGUCAACUUUCCCACCAUUUUCACUAACAAUCCAGUCCACGGACGGGCAGCUUCGAUCUCGUCACCCGCCGACCCCAACUUGCUCAUGUUCAAACUCAAUAGGCUCCGCCAGUUCCAAAACCAGGAUCUUUCUCCGAACAUGACACCCUCUAGUCACCUGUCCGCCUCACCGGCUCCUCGCCCGCAGACCGGUUCUCCGUCACCGAAUCAUCUUCUCGGGCCCUCUUCACGUCUCAACAUGCCCGCCAAUCACCGCAACGCAAUGUCUCUCUCAACGACUGGUGCCCUUUACAAUCCGUCUGGCUCGUUCAACCCGUUCGGGCCUACUGCUACGCUGGGCUCUGACCAGAUUAUUUCACCAGCUCUCAGCACAGGAUCUGGCAGAGGUAGACUCCCCGAGGAACAAUCGGCCGCUACGUCUGAAGAGGGCAGAAUUUUUGCUCCACGAGGAGUUCACGGCCGUUUGGGCGCUACAUUGACCAAACCAGACUUUAUCCGUGGGUUUGGGCUCGAUAUCACUGAAGAGACCGAAGAGGAGCUGGAAGAGGUCGAGGCAGCUUCCCAGACGGGCAUGUCGGACCGUGCAGUAUCCGAGUUGGCAGAAGUCCUUCAGGACGAGUUGGAUGCGAUUCCAGAGCUCGACGAGCCUGCGUCGGUGGCGAACAGUCGACGACAUUCGCGACAUACUAGUCGCGUCAGCGCCGCUCUCAGCUUGAGGAGUCUGGGUCGAGGAGGCAAGAGCGAUAGUGGGAUAUUGGAAGAGGACGAAAAAGAAAACGAGGCGGAUGGCGCUAUUCGUGCAUGGGAAAGCGAAGGCGCGGCUAGGAGCCCAGAAGACGAAGACGCAAGGUCGCCCGCGAAUGGAUGGGCUGGUAGCGACGACGAGAGCGUUGGCGAGUUUUCCAAUCCUUCAGACGAGGAGCGUGCGAGAGAACUCAAGAGGGCUCGCAAGCAGGCGAGAGCCGGCCAUGGUAGUCAACAGGGAUCUCGAUCCAACUUUUCUCGACCGGGCGAGCAUCUCGACGUGCCACGCAUCAAUAAUGCUCAUGAUGCAGAUUCCGAGGAAAUUGUGUCCAAUCCAAGUGACGACGAGAUGUAUCGCCACAAAUCGACGAGCAGGCCUCUGCCAGCUAUCCCGACAUCUGCAACUCAUUCGAGAAACAACUCGGGUCACGUCUAUGUACACUCGCGAUCGGGAUCUGGUCACAUCUUGCCCCAUGCCAUCCCUCUUCCUCAUUCCAGAGGACCGUCUGGCCAGUUUGCAACCGGAGGCAGUAGCCACGGUACCCCACCUGUUGCUUCUCCUGGAUAUGCGGCGACUGGAUUCGCUAUCAACCAUCGGGACUCGCUCAACCCGCAUGCCGCGCCAUUUGUGUUUGGCAAGCCGUGGUAUUCGAGCACUGCUGCCCCCGCCACGCCGCCUGUCGAGACAUCGACAUUUGCGCAACAGCAACAGCAGCCUCCGACAUCGGGUGCACAUCGUCUAAACGCCACCGCUGCAGAGUUUAAGCCGAGCAUCAGCGCGGCAGAGUUCAAGCCCAGCUUUGCUGCACCAGAGUUUAAACCCAGUACCACUGCUCCAGAGUUCAAACCCAGUACCACUGCGCCAGAGUUCAAGCCUAGUCCUGCUGCUGCCGAGUUUAGGUCGACUUUGGCUGCGCCCGUGUUUGAGCCCAAGUUGCCUCCUAUCGAGUUUGGUCCUAGCGGACUCACGGGUGCAUUCAAGUCGAACCCUGGAUCGGGCGAUUUUACUAUUCGCACGACGAGUGGCGAGCCUGCUGUCGCACCAGCUGCGUCCGAGUUUACGUUUGAGCCGCCUCCGGUUGCACCCAAGUUGGCAUUCCCACCGCCUGCGGUCAUCAACGAACCCGCACAACCCGUCAAUGCGCAUGGACGGGCGAUUCAAGGCAGGGAGAAGAGGCAGCGGACUGGAUCGGAUGUGGAUGCGGAGCCCACUGCAAACGAAAGUGUCGUCGAGGCUGCACCCGCUGGUGCGGAUGUUAUCACCUGGGGUCAACUUUCCGAGUUUACUUUCCCCCACGAAGAGGGAGAGGAAAAGGCAAAGGAGGAGGCACCAGUGCCCACACAAGUGUCGGAUAUCAAACCGUUUGUCUUCCCACCUCCAAAGAGAGCUGCCACAGUUGCCGUUCGUGCGGCCUCGCCCGAGCCAAUCGACCUCACGCCAGAACCUGCAGCGGAAUUCAAGCGAAAGAGCGACUAUCAAGGUCUCGCUCGUAGUCCCAAGCCUCCGCCGCUCACCGACUUGCCGAGACGCGAAUCUGACAAUGAACGACCCAUCUCUUCUGGAGCCUCGAGUGCCCGCGCCUUGCCUCAACCUCCUCAGCGCGCACAGACACUCUUAAGCGACUUUAAGCCGCACUCGGUGUCGUCAAAUACUGUUCCUGUCUCGUUGUUCAAGAACCUUGGGCAUGAUAGGUCGAGGGCGACCUCCCGGGACCUCAGUCACAGCGGUCGACCCUCGUUGGACGACGUCCAUAUGCCGAUGAUUGCACGGUAUGGAGCAAAGGUAGUUGAAGCAGAACCCAAGCCUAUUGCUGUGGAAAAGCCAGCGGACAAGCCGACUCUUGUCCUCCCAGAAAAUCCGAUUCCUCAGCUCAAGACUUCGCCUACGCCACCCAGCCCAAGUGGCUCCUCCGACUCGGAAGUCUCGCGUCUUGGUGUUGGAUCGAUUGCCCUCUCCCCGCGAAUGGACAGUCUCAUCGACGAAAAGAUGGAGGCACUUCGACAGGAUGUCCGUACCUUGGUCGAGGCGCACUUGCUGAAGAUGAAUACGACGACGUCGAACCGCGCCGAAGAGGCACUGAUGCGCAUCGCUCGCCUCAUGCGCGAGCAGGCGGCUGAGCGCCAAGACAGCAAGUUUGAACCCCUCAACUCUACACUUGUGCGCACAAUCGUGGAAGAUUCGAGCAAAGAGGUCACGUCUACGAUUCAACGCGAGCUGUCCGAGUUUGCGCAUUUGCUUCAUUCUAAUGUCAAGCGAACGCCCGGAGAGGAUAUUAUCCGUCUCAUUGAGGAGCAGGCGUCGAGAGUGAUCACGGCUGUCAGCGGAGCGACGCACACCUUGGCGGCACGGCUCGAGGUCGUCCAUUCUCUGGUUAACCAACCCGCACCAGCACCAGCGCAGGCAGCUCACGCCCGUGCACCAAGUCACGAGAGUCUUUUACGUGUCCUUCGUCCGCAUCUGGAACAAUUGCGCGCAGUGCCCUUCGAUGUUGAUGUCGUGACAUCUCGUCUGGCAGAGGCCGUCAAGCCGACGUUGGCAGACUUUAUCGAUCUUGCUUCUGACAAGGGCGAGACGGCGGAGUUGAUCGUGGCCAAACUCGCUCCAGUCUUGGCAUCUUUGCAGUCGUCUCGUAUUGAGACGCAGGAGAUUGCGAACCAGCUCGCCGAGGAUAUCAGUCGGUUGGUCCCUCCCGUGGACUCGGUUGCGCUCACGGAACAAGUCGCCGACCUUGUCGUUGAGCGAUUGGAUUCACGCCUUACGGUUCGGGAAAAGGGAAUGAAGCCAGAUGCGAUUGCUCAGAAGGUUGUCGAGGUCCUUCAACCGCAACUUUCCACUGCGUCGCGAGAGGAGACGGCAAGCAAUCAUACCGAGUCAAUUAUGCGAUCAUUGGACGCCCUUUCCAAACGCGUCGAGCAAGCGCUGCAUGCAGCGACACAUGCAAAGGCCACUGCGCAGCACUCGACUGUGCAGUCCGACGAGCUUGCAGCUAUUAUCCUCGAGCUGAGAAAGCUUGGCGGAGUGACCGAGAGUCAGGCCUCACUCGUUGCCAACGUCUCCGAGCUGCGACCUGCUGUUCUCAGCGAAAUCACAACCCUCCACUCGACACUCACCAGAGGACAAGAGGCCAUCUCUGCAAGCCAAGCAACAUUGGUUGAGGUCGCCCAACAAACGCAGAACAUGGUCGACAGUGGCAUGACCGAUGUCCUCCACACACAAGAACUCCAUUCCGCUCAUCUGCAAGAUGUAUUGGCCAACAGCGCUCAGAUCUUGAAGGAGGUUUCUAUCCUCCCUCACGAAUUUGGCUCUACUCAAGACGCAAUUCGAGCGUUGCACUCGGAGCUUGCGUCAAAGCUUCGCACCUUGCCGGACAUUAUCGAGCUUCAGAACCAGCGACACGAUCUCCAAGUACAAUUGUCCAAAGCACGUUCGAGCCACGGACAAGUUCGCAGCGAAAAGGAUCUUCUCGCCGAACGUAUUGCCUCUCUAGAAGCUGAGAGGGAGCGUCUGCGAAUGGAGGUGCAGGCUACUCAGGGCUUGGUUGCUGCAAAGGAUGCCGAGCUGGCCGCGGCUGGUGUCAAGACCGAACAGGCAGAGAAGGCGCUUCAGCAGUCCCUCCUUCGCAUCGAGACGUCUGAAGCUGUGUCAAAGAUGGUCAAGGAACAGAUUGCACGACUAGAAACGGCCAAUCGAGAACUGCAGAAGACGAACAACGAGCGCCAAGCAAAGAUCGAUUCCUUGGAAUUGCAAAUGACUUUUGCGAACAGGGACAAAGAAACGGCCAAAGAAGCGCUCGCUCGGGUCGAGCAAGAACGUGAUGCGACACUCGAACAGCAACAAGACGCCUGGAGAGAGAACAAGCUGAUGUCCCAGAAGCUCGACUCGCUCAUGCAGCUCCUCAUGUCCAAAGAGAGCGACGAGCUUCGCGAGUUGCGCCGCCAACGAGACAAAUCCAAGGUCAUGGAGGCUGAGCUCUCGGCCGCAAAGAAGCGAACUGCCGAACUCGAAUCGAAACUUGAGCUUCUGGUGCGCUCAGAAGCAAAGACGAAUCAAUCACUCGAGGACUCUCGUCGCCAAGUCGACGAGUACGAGGACAAGGUCGAGAAACUUGAAAAGGAGCUCGAGCCUCUUCGCCGCCUCGAUACGGCGCAAAAGACCCGCGACCGGGAAUUUGAGCAGAUUCGGUCGCAGUUGCAACACCAGGAAAAACAGGAGAACCAUUUGCGUCAAACCAACAUCAUGCUGGAGGAAGAACUCACCACGGUUCGAAACGAGCUGGAACUCCUCCAGAAAGCCCAGGCAACUGCAAAGUGGCAACACCAUCAGUCCAAGGAGCCCACGGCACCAGCCUACGCUCGCGCUGCCCCCACGGUCAAUGGGCGAAGUUCAGCCGUCUCUGGUGCUCACUCCUCUCGGUCGAAUACUCCUCCUGCAACGUACAAUGGCGUCUGGCAAUCCCGACAUGCUCCUUCCAAGCCCAAUAAGGCGCCUCAGGGAUACCAAUCCGUUCCGCGCAGCACUGCACCCUCUUCAAAAGCCAACCACUCAUCCUCCGGUUAUCGGCGUGCUGCUUCUCCUGCACAGAGCGUCGUCUCGCAAGCACCCACUCUUCGUGAGAAUGGCUGGUGGGAGUAA
Serendipita indica DSM 11827 is the source of this 6216-nucleotide messenger RNA. NCBI's taxonomy places the organism in Eukaryota, Fungi, Basidiomycota, Agaricomycetes, Sebacinales, Serendipitaceae. The record is from the annotation of a GenBank genome assembly.